AGGCAAUAUGAUUACAUGCCAGCAACAGUAAUUUUCAGUGGUCAUUUAAUACAGUGGGCUACAGGUAGUAAUUGAACACAUUUUUUUGAGAAUAAGUAAUGAAAGUAAUUUAUUUUCUUGUGAUUUUUAUUUUAGCAACUUCCUGUCGAACAUAAAAGGUUCCUGUGAUGUCAGGACAAUUAAAGGUAACAUAUCAAACAACUGCUUCUUAAAAUCACAGCUGCGACCAAGUUGUUUUGUUCAUUCUGAUGUCAUUUCAUUUUAAGGAAACUUCAUUUUUAUCAGUGCAUCCCUGCCAACUCUCUCAUUUCAGGAGCAAAUUACUUUCCUGCAGAUAAGAAACUUUGCAACUACAUAUUACUGGUAUUUACCAAGCAGGAGGUUGAUGUGGAAAAAAAAUUUUUAAGAGAGUGAAAUAAAUUCACAUCUGUUUAAAAUUAAGAGUCCACAUGUAUGACUGUAGUAAGUUUUAUUUUCGGAUGAUCAAAUCUGAGGAAAAAUAUGUUCUAGGUCUCAUGUUUCACACUUUUUUUAGAUAUAAAAUGAUCAUACAAGUUGGUUAGAAUUGGAUGAUUUAAAGUUUGCUAUGUUGUGCAAAACCAAACUGUGAACAUUUGACAAGGAAAUACUUGUGCGUAACAUUUUUUUGUGUGAUAUCAAACAGUUACAGAUGCAGGUCACUUCUUAGGGUAUGAGAUUAGACAGUUGUAUCACACUAAUCCCAGUAUCCACAACAAUUGUUCUUUACUGUCUCACAGAAAUUUUUUACAACUUUUGCUCAUAAGUUUACUGAGUUUGUGAUGUUGCCAAAUGAAUUGAAAAUUAUAAAGUGUCUUUCAAAAGUAAAAUAAUUCAUAAAUGAGUUUUUUUAUAUUCAUAUACUGUAAAUUGUAUUUUCCUAAAUCACAAAAAUCUUGUGCUCACAGAACAAUGCUGGGGAGAGAAAACUGAGAGUAACCCUUUUGAGUGCGGAAUGGAAAACUUCAAGCAAUGGAGACUUGACAACCAUCAACCGAGAGCUAGCAAUACAGAUGGCUAAACAUCCUAAUGUGGAAGUCAGUGUUUUCUUACCUCAGUGUAGUGAAGAGGACAAGAAAGAUGCUGAUAGUUACAAUGUUAAACUCAUUGAAGCAGCUAAACUGGGUGGUUUUGAACCAGUUGAUUGGCUAGUCUCUGUACCUGAGGGCCAUGCUAUGGAUUGUGUUAUAGGGCAUGGAGUAGCUCUUGGUCGGCAAAUUCAACUCAUAAAGAGAAAUCCAAAUUACAGUCAUUGCAAAUGGAUUCAAGUUGUCCAUACUGCCCCUGAAGAAAUUGGCAUGUUCAAAAACAUGUCUAAAUGUCAACGAGAGCAGCAAACAGAAAUAGAAUUAUGUGAAAUGGCAGAUCAAGUUGUAACAAUUGGCCCCAAGCUAACUGAUGUAUAUAAGCGCCAACUCAGAAAACAAGAUGUUUUUAACCUGACGCCAGGCGUUUUCACAGAAUUUUCAGAUGUGCAGCAAGCAAGUGACAUAGGAAGAAUAUUUUGUGUCUUGGUAAUUGAGAGAGGUGAUAGUGAUGAUUUUGAUGUCAAAGGGUAUGACAUUGCAGUGAAAGCUAUUGCUGACCUAAAGGAUAAAUCUUACCAACUCAAGUUUGCUUCCAAAAAGAGAGGAAUGGAAAAAAAAAUGUUAGUAGACAUGUUUCUUCGUUGUGGCAUUGAUCGAAAUCAGCUACGUAUCAACAGUUUAGAUGAAGACAGGGAAGCAUUAGCAAAGUUAUUCUCUGUGGUGGAUAUUGCCAUAUUGCCCUCAAAAACUGAGGGAUUCGGGUUGAGCGCUCUUCAGGCCAUAUCCGCUGGUCUUCCAGUACUUGUCAGUGGUAACUCAGGAAUUGCAGAAGCCUUAAAGGAGGUGUCUAAUGGGUCACAGUGUAUAGUGGAUUCAGAGGAUCCUGCAGUCUGGGCCAGAGCAAUAAAGGCUGUGCAUAAAAAAACAAGGAAUGUACGACUUGAAGAGGCUAAGAGUCUUCGUGAAAACUAUUUGCAGAAGUUCAGCUGGGAGAAGUCUUGUGAUGUCCUUGUUGAAAAGAUGUACAAUCUUGCAUUUGGUAAGUUUUCUCAUCUUGCAUCAGGGAUGCAGAAGAUUUAAUCAAAUUUGAAAUAAUGACAAAGCUCACCUGUUGUAUGUUAAAUAUUCAAUUUACCAGUUAGCAGUUGUUUCUAAAUGCUAUAGGGACAGUAUAGUCUUAAGGAAUGUGACAAAUUUACAAUUAAGAAAACUGGUAAUCCAAGGCUACAAGUUGGUAAUGGCCAAUUCACAGUAACUGUUAUUAAUAAUAGUGCUGACCAAAAAUUGUCAUUUGUGACAAGUUGAUACAAGACUACCACAUUUAGAUGCAUUCCAAUCUUUACUUCAGGAAACAAGCAAACUUGGAAUUCAGAACAUGAGAAUGGAGGGGCAUGUUCAUCCAGUGGUAAGAGCCACAGAGAAUUAGAACUAACUGAUCAUGUUGUUCAGUAAUGUAAUGUCUUUGCAAAUUUUGUGGAAAAUCAAUGUUCAUAUUAUUUUGAUAUUUAGUCAUUACCUAUAAUGUAGGAUUCAGUUGCCCAUAAUCAGGGUGACUUCACCAAACCUUUAUCAAAGUCAUUUUCCAAAAAUCUGAAAUCAUCAGGCUUCUUAUGUUUUUCUCCAGAUCCUGGGUUCAUUUCAUUGCAGCUCUAAAAUUAAGUUAACAAAAUAAGAAAUGGAUGAUCAUUCUAGAAAUUCGAGUUCUAAGACAGUCAGAGAGCCAUAUUUUCCUUUACUACUAGCGAAAAUGAAACAUGAAUUGAUAUGCCUGUACGUCCUCACAGAAUAUGUCAUGUUGAUGGCAUUCUCCUAAACUUUUGGAUAUAUUGGUGAAAGGGAAAUUUAAAAACUUGCAUUAAUCUAUUAUAGAAAGUUUUUGUAAACAGUAAUAACAUUUAUGUGAUAAAUGUUGGAAGAAUUAUCUCAGUACUAUAAAAAAAUACGUCAAAUUCUCGAAAAAAAAUACCUCACCUCGCUUCCACAGCGUAUUGCUUGUUAUCUGACCGCUUAAAAAGCCCUUUUCUUAUGUACGUUGAAAACCUCGAAAUGAACAACUCGCUCAAAUGGGCUCUUUUCAUCAAAGUAAGCGGUCAGAUAACAAGCAAUACGCUGUGGAAGCGAGGUGAGGUAUUUUUUUUUGAGAAUUUGACGUAUUUUUUUAUUCCUUAGAGCGCUCGUAAAUAUUCCUAUACAAACUCUUAUAAUUCCGCCAUAACCGUUAUUGCGUUAGAUGAUCAUCUCACAGCUGGAGCUUGGGCCGCCUGUGGUGUGACAACAACACUGUGGAGGGUUGUGUCCUCGUGUACCGGUACACAAAGGAAGGAAACAUUAACGAACUGCGUCAUAACUCCAUGUAUGGUUAUGAAAACAAAAGGAAUUCCCUCGUGUACCGGUACACCAGGACAGCCCCCUGUGGAGACUCAUCGUGUCAAUCGGUCAGAUUUUAAAAAAAAAACUUGGCUUUCUCAACAAGAGCUUUAGUAAAGAAAAACAAAUCUUUUUAUUUCCAACAAAGUUUAUAAGGAUCUCAAGGCAAAUAAAGCAAGGUGAACAUCGCCAAUUACCAAAAAAGCUUUAGACGCGAAUGAGUUGGUGUGUGAAAUAUGAGAAUGGUGAAAAGACGGCGGCCCAAUUAUUGAAAUCGAUGUCGAGAUUAAACGGACCGUCCAGAGCAGAAUAAUUGCAUGAUAUGCAUAGCUUUCACAUGUUCACUUGAUUUCUAUAAUUUAUUAAAUCUUAUCGUAAAUCAAACGUUCUCGAUCAUGAAUAAAUCAUCAUUUAAAGUUAAAAAAUAUGUCGUUCCGCCUGGUUGUUAUGGUUGUCACACAACAACUCGUUCGCGCCUGAAGCUUUUUUGGUCAUUGGCGAUAUUCACCUUGCUUAAUUCGCCUUGAAAUCCCUAUAAUCUUUUGGUAAAUAAGAGGAAUUUUUUUUUUACUAAAGAUCUUGUCUUGAAAGUCAAGUUUUUUUUUUAAAAAUCUGACCGAGUGACAUGAUAAGUCUUUACAGUGUUGUUGUCACACAAUAACUCGUUCGCGACUAAAGCUUUUUUGGUUAAUGGCGAUGUUUACCUUGCUUUAUUCGCCUUGAGAUCCUUAUAAACUUUGUCGAAAAUAAAAAGAAUUUUUUUUUUCUUAAGAUCUUACCGAGAAAGCCAAGUUUCUUCUUUAAAAAAUCUGACCGAUUGACAUAAUGAGUCUUUACAGUGUUGUUGUCACACAAUAACUCGUUCGCGUCUAAAGCUUCUUCGGUCAUUGGCGAUAUUUACCUUGCUUUCUUUGCCUUGAGAUCCUUAUAAACUUUGUCGGAAAUAAAGUAAUUGUUUUUUAUUUAAGAUCUUGUCUAGAAAGCCAAGUUUCUUUUUUAAAAAAUCUGACCGAUUGACAUGAUGAGUAUUUACAGUGUUGUUGUGACACAAUAACUCGUUCGCGUUUAAAGCUUUUUCGGUCAUUGUUGAUGUUUACCUUGCUUUCUUCGCCUUGAGAUCCUUAUAAACUUUGUUGGAAGAAAACAAAAUUGUUUUUCACUCAAUAUCUUUUAUUUUCCUAUAUGUCUAUCUUCUAAUAAGUUGUACUGGAUUGAAGACCAACUCGCCGACGUCCCUACUCGAUGUUACAUGUCGGCGAGUUGACAUUGGCGAGUUGAACCGUCGGCGACUUGACUGGAUACCAAUAUGAACGAUGUAUAUGUGAAUAUCAAAUAUAUGUUUUCAACAGCUUUUUUAGGUCUAUCUUGAAAUACAAGUUGGUAUGCCUAUUUCUAACUAUUUGUCAGUAGAAAUGCUAAUCUCUCUGUGUAUACCUUUGUUGUUAGACAUUAGGAGUUUCCAUGGCGAAAAAGAAGUAGAAGAGCUACUUAUGAAACUUCAGGGAAUGGAAGGUGAAUAAAAGAUGCUGUUAAAUUAACUUCAGUGGUAAAACUAAACUAAGAAUGCUUCUAAAUACAUCUAGUUCUGAUUCAAAAUAUUUUUUUGAGUGGAAAUUACACCCAAUUUAGUUUUGCCUCACCCUCUCCUUUGCUGUAAGGGAGGAUUAAGAUGGUAGAGGCUGGGGUUGGUGAAACAGUUUAUAUGAUAAACUAGAAAGUUUUUUUAAUGUUGAUCAUAAAUUAUGGCUCAAAUAACCGACAGUGAUGUAGUUUUGAUAGAUUUUGUACAUGGUAUACAGUCAGUUAUCUCAUGUUGGUUUGACCUGUUAUCAUGUUUUCAUGUCACUAACACUAUGAAUUGCUCUUUGUACUUUUCCCUUAGGUACCUCAUCCGCCCCUGUACUGUCAACUGCUGGUCACACAAAAGAAGUGGGAACAAGACACAGCAGUGUGAACUUUCUGAAAAAGAGAAGUGAGUGAAAAGAGACCCUGAAGGUCAGGAUUAGUGAAAACUAAAAAUUUGUAGGUAAUAAAUAGAAUGCUCUUAAAUUCUUAUAUCAGUUAUGUUAGUUGUUACUUUUCUAAGUACUGUCAACUCCUGGUACUGCAGACACCAUGGGGGGGGGAAGUUUAGUGUCUGUAACAAGGAAAGUCUAUAAUAAAGGGGUACAAUAGAAAUAAAAGAUUGUUUUGUUUGUAAACAUAUGAAGUAAUAUGUAACUACACAAACAUAAAGUUUCUAACAUGGCCUUACAAACUUGAAAAAGAUCCUGCAGCAAGCAGGAAAUUCUUAUGUUUGCACCUGAUUGGAGAAUGGUUUCUUCAUUUUCCUUUAUCAUAAAGUUGCUUUAUAUUGUAUGAGUCAGGAAUUUGGAUGAAGUAUUUAAGUGUCUGCUAUAGCAUGAGAGGAAAAACACUAAGUGAAACUUCAUCGCAAUAGCAAGAGUCCAUUACAAAGGGAGUUUAUUUCAGUCAUUUAUUUAUGCGUUUCCCUAGGGGCUGGCUUUUGUCUGCAGUGGACAUAGGCAGCUUAGUUAUGGUGGCUUACUUCCUGACGCCUAUUUACACCUCGUCAGAAAAUAAGGCAGCUCAUUAGUGAGCAUACAAAAGCACCUCUUGUUGCAGCGUUUAGAUCACCCCUGAAGAAGGCACUAGACAGAAGUGUUGAAAUGUUGGGUCUAUGAAUUGUAACUUCUCAGUUACAUUCAUUAUAUCUUUAAACCAGAAUAGUAUCAAACCAUGUCUGAUUGUCCACCUGGUUGCAAUGUGAAUGUUUAUAUAACUCAUGUUAACUUUUGAUGCGUGAUGCCUAAAACUCUUACUGAAAUGAAAAAUGUUGUUAAAUAUCUGAGAGCAACUCAUCACCUAUUUUGUGUCAGUUUGACCUGUUAUCAUGUUUUCAUGUCACUAACACUAUGAAUUGCUCUUUGUACUUUUCCCUUAGUUACAUUAUCCUGCCCUGUACUGUCAUUUGCUGAUCGCCAAAAAUUAAGGGAAUUAAGACACAGCAGUGUGAAAUUUCAGGAAAAGAAAAGUGAGUGAAAAGAGACCCUGAAGGUCAGGAUUAGUGAAAACUAAAAAUUUGUAGGUAAUAAAUAGAAUGUUCUUAAAUUCUUAUAUCAGUUAUAUUAGUUGUUACUUUUCUAAGUACUGUCAACUCCUGGUACUGCAGACACCAUGGGGGGGGAGAUUUAGUGUCUGUAACAAGGAAAGUCUAUAAUAAAGGGGUACAAUAGAAAUAAAAGAUUGUUUUGUUUGUAAACAUAUGAAGUAAUAUGUAACUACACAUUACAUAAAGUUUCUAACAUGGCCUCACAAACUUGGGAAAGAUCCUGCAGCAAGCAGGAAAUUCUUAUGUUUGCACCUGAUUGGAGAAUGGUUUCUUCAUUUUCCUUUAUCAUAAAGUCGCUUUACAUUGUAUGAGUCAGGAAUUUGGAUGAAGUAUUUAAGUGUCUGCUAUAGCAUGAGAGGAAAAACAUUAAGUGAAACUUCAUAACAAUAGCAAGGGUCCAUUACAAAGGGAGUUUAUUUCGGUCAUUUAUUUAUGCGUUUCCUCAGGGGCUGGCUGUUGUCUGCAGUGGACAUAAGCGGCUUACUUAUGGUGGCUUACUUCCUGACGCCUAUUAACACCUCGUCAGAAAAUAAGGCAGCUAAUUAGUGAGCGUAUAAAAGGAUCUCUUGUCGCAGCGUUUAGAUCACCCCUGAUGAAGGCACUAGACAGGAGUGUCGAAAUGUUGAGUCUAUGCAUUGUAGCUUCUCGGUUACAUUCAUUAAAUCUUUAAACCAGAAUAGCAUCAAACCAUGUCUGAUAUUAUUAUAAUUCAUGUUAACUUUUGAUGCAUGAUGCCUCAAAUUCUUACUGAAAUGAAAAAUGGGAUCAUGUAUCUUAUGGGGGGCCUCGACCGAUACAUCGGUCGAUACUCGAUCGAGUACAGGUCGAUAUAUCUGUCCAGUAUCGACCGAUGUAUCGACCGAUAGUCCACUUAAUGAUACUCAUGGUGUUGGUCGACAUAUCGACCGCGAUGCUGUCAGUGGUAUAUCGGUCAACUAUCGGUUAUAUAUCGGUCGACUGUCGGUCAAGUAUCGGUCGAUACUCGAUCGAUUAUCGGUCGAUACUCGAUCAAUAUCUUGUUAGCUUAAACGUCCAGUAAGGAACGUUAGUUAACAAAUAUCUGAAUGUUCAUUGGUAGCGUUUUGUCGCCAUCCAAUGCACCAUUCUCGGUAUAGUGCCAGUCUUAUUUGCUCUUUUAAGUUCUCGGUGGAGUAACGGCUGAGUAUCGACCAACAUAACAGACCACUCAAUAGCGAUUGUCUUUUAAAUCCUUUAGAAUUAAUUGAUGUACAUUUCACCAAUUUAAUUGAAGUAGGUGAAGUAUUGAGUUAGGUCAAAAAUUUUCUGAAGUAACUCGUAUUUUUGCCGGUACUUUAAUGUUUGCUUUUCAUAGAAAAUAAAACGUUUUCCACAACAACAAUAACAGCAAGCGUUAGGCAAAAGCUGAAGAGUUCCUUGAUGGUCAAAAUAAGGCUACAUAGGUUAUAAUGAGAAGAUAUUACAGAGGCGGAUCCAGGCGAGGGGUUGAGGGCGUUGCAACCCCCUCUUUGAACAGUAUGUUCUUGUUAUUUAUUCAACUCAUUCAUAAAAAUAAUAUGAUAAAAUUGUUUUAUACGUAGUUGGUUCACUUCCACCAAUCGACUGAUUGUCAAGUUAAGUUGUAGAGGGUAAAAUCCGGAUAAUUUUCCGGGGGGCAUGGCCCCGUAUCCGACAAUCCCCUUUCAAGAACUCUUGGAUCCUCCCCUGUAUUGUAUGAAACUGGCAUUUAAACCAUACAUAUUAGCGAUGUAAUUUUAAUAAAAUGUAAACCACUGUUUAUAAGAACCCCUCCCCCGCUUAUAACCCCUCCCCGGUUAUAGACCCACCUACUUGUAAGCAGAAAAAUUCAUUCGAUUACAACGCCCCUCCGGAUGUAAGCCUCUCUCUAGUUUUCCUUGUUUCCUAAAUAAUAAGCACUCUCGAAGAACACGGUACUACUCAGUUCAAACAGAAAGAUUCUAGAGGAAUCAGUUAUUAUACAUGAUUGCUGCAUCAGUUUUAAAGAAAACACUGCUAUCGAUGCAGGUCCUGUGUAAAAGAUAAAUUGUAAAAGGCUAGUAAAAAGUUACAUUAAAAGAAUUAUUCAAACAAUUGCAAGUUACACUAAAAUUAAGUUAUAUUACAUUAAAAGGAAUUCUAAAAAAUAAAUGAACCUUUUUAAAAAUAAAAAAAAAAGCGCGCUUGGUGCAUUCUAAGUUAACUUUUUCUAAAAUAAGGUCAUUACUAUUCCUAGUUUUACUUAUGUUAAGGAAGUUCGCGCCCAUUGUUUCCGCGCAUCCUCACUGAGCACGUAAUUCAUGUCACAACUUCUCACCACAUCAUACAUCAAGCGCGCGCUAAGAAAGGCGAUUUUGUGCGGUCUUCGCGUGCCCAAAAUUCAAACUCGAGCGCAAAUCACAAGCAAAUUUUGUCGCUGCCUUCUACUGGCAAAACAAACCGAAUUGGAUUGCCGCGGAAUUGCUGGCGAAUUUAAUCGCUGAUAUCUGGCAUGGCAGCCGUGUUUCAGACACUUCUUUCCUCUGCUUCAAAGACUGUUUUUUAUCCCUAUAUUCUAGUAAAAAAAAAACCGGACGAAGCGUGAAUCGCGCGUUUAGUUUUAAUGUAUAGUCAGGGUGGAUCCAGUUUUUUUUUCUAGGAGGGGGUGCACCACUAAGGAAUGGCGAAGCUGACUGGUGACUGGACGUAAACACCAGUUGUAUUAGAAAGCUGCGGGUCAUGUCAGCGAGGGGUGCGCACCCCCUGCACCCUCCCCCUAGAUCCGCCCCUGUACAGAUAUCCGAACGCUGGGCUCCGACCGGGUUGCCGACUAGGCCUGUUCAAAGGCUACUCCGCUAUCAUUUCUCUUUUCCCCUUGCCCUCUUAAGUCGGUUUAUAAGCUGAUGAGUUUUUUGCGGUAGACUUCUCUUUUUCGGUUGUAAUGUUCCCCUGUAAAUGUAAACAGUGUCACAUCACUGCGAAAACUUUCCCGGGAGCGGUCAAUACUUCUUUGUCGCAAGACUCGCUAGGGGGUUCUGAGUUGCGUUUCAUUGGUUCGCUGCAUGGCCGAGCUGACAACCGCUUCAGCGAGGUGCGUAAGCUGUGAAUUUUUUCCGAGGUCGAAAACUCGAGGUUUAUUUUUGCGUGCACGGUUUGUAGAUUUAUAGAAUUUUAAUUAAACUUGGCCAAAAUAUUCGUCAGAUAUUAGCGCACCAAAGUUUGCGAGGCUUUUACCGACGUCCCAGCGAGUAACAACAAUCAGAAAAUCUUCUAUUGCCCAAAUUCAAAAGGGAUUUUCUAAGCAACCGAUAGAAAUAUAGAAAAAGCCUGAGUGAUAUAGUUCAGUCUGCUCGGAUGUCUGCUAUAACGCGAAGGCUGGUAAUUCAGUUACGGAAAGUACGGUUAGCUUUGCGCUUUAAGGCUGGCGCAUGCCUACCAAAACAAAAAUGUUAAAAUGUAUUGAUAUUUUCGGAUUUUACAGUUUAUUAGCUUUACAAUGAUAUAUGUUACCGUGAUUUUCUUUAAAGUAACGCGCACAGAAUAUUUUCCCGGAUGCACCCUUGAAGGUCUCCAGUAAUCUUAAAACUAUGUGUAGGUUUAACUUAAAUGACUAUAGAAGGGGGCAGAUGAAAAAUAAGUAGUCUUUAGAUUGAAUACAGACAUAUGACUACUUCAAAAACGCUACUCGUCAAUCUUUGCAUUUCGUGUACCAACGGGAGUGGCAAUAUACCACAAGUUUACCAUCUUCUCUUUUUGUGGUGUUUAUGCGCUUUUAAACGACUAAGUGCAUGGUUACAUUUCUGUGUUAACGUUUAACCAAGGAUUGCGUCCACUGCGACCCUCAGUUGGUCCCAGACAAAACUUAAGGUUUAUUUUAUAUUCUGCAGAUGUAGUGGGCGAAAACCAGCGUGUGCAAACUGCCUUAAAGAAAAAUAAGGAUAGUGUGGCUCGACGUGAUAGCGAGAAUGAAGACCGCCAGAGUGAUGAUAGUGUCAAGAGGUCAAGGAACCUGCCUCAAAAAAGUCUAGAGGUAUGUAAAAGAAUCUGUUCUUGUGCGCAACUUUUGCAUAAUUGCUACAUGUGAGUUCGUUGUAUUUCCGAAGACAUUGUUAAAAAAGAGAUUGCGUAACGGUACCCGCGGGUGACAGUUUAAAAUCGUUAAAGUGUACGUACGGAAAGAUAAACAACAGGCAAAAGAGUGUUAAUUUUUCCGCUUUUCAUCGCGCGCAAAAUGGCAUGGCUUCACGUAAGAGUAGUGCGCUCAAAUAAAGGGCAUGCAUAUUGCUCCCGUCAGCGGUUUCAAAAACCUAUUUAAUUUAUAGGGGAGAAACACACUACGGCCAAAUAUUUUUAAAAGAAUGAAAGACGGCGGGUAUUUUUGAAAAAAGAAAAACAUUUUCCUACAGAUGUUCAAGCGGAACAAAAGUUGGGUCAUACUGCAGAUUUUGAGUUAAAAGCUGUUGAAACUGUUAGGACUGUUAGGGCCCAGUCCCCUUAAACACUCAGCAGUUUAGUUUGGCUAUUUAUUAACCUCUGUAUUGUCGCAAAUGUCGCAUAUCCAUGAGGUUUUGGCCGUAGAAUAUCGUCUUUGAAGUGUACUAAAGAGUUUAAAAGUCGGGCCCUUCUUAGGGUCCGUAACCCCUCAAGACUGUAGCAAGCCACCACCACUAAUUUAAUGUAAUUCUGUUUCUAAGGACUAACUACAGGCCUCAAACUUAGUGGCUUCCACUAAAGGCAUGAGGGUGUCCUAGACAUCUUGACAAAGAAGAAGUGCAAUGAAAGGAGAAGGCAAACUGCUUCCUUUCUAGCCCGAAGAGGAUUUUUAAAAUACAAAAGAUUAAUUGAGAUGAGCUUAAAACCGGUAGUUUCUUGCGUUCUUUACUACAUAGCAGUUUAGAUCAAAUAAGCUGUAACAUUUGCUUUUGGUUUCGUUAAUGUAGACUGGUUGAGUUGGAUGUUUACGUCAAACGAAAAAAGGCUGCUUAGCUGCUUCCCGUACAAAUGUCCUCUAUAUUGUGAUAAUUUGCGUUACAAUGUUAAUUUAAAAAGCACUUUUCGCUGACAUUUUUUUCCCAAUAUUUUCCGUAAAUAGUUAACACGAGGCAAAUGUUAAAUGUUGAAAAGAAAAUAAUAUGAUAGCACACGACUAAUGCAUCACAACAAAAAAAUCCCAGUCACGUUUUCCAUUAUCGUGAAACCUUAUCCUCUUUACGUUAGAGACAACGAGGAACAAAAUUAUCACGUGGUCAUGCCUGUUGUUUGUCUCUUACCCUAGACGUCAGCUUAACAUUAACCUAUGUUUAGACGGAAAUACGUAAAUCUUUCCUUGGAAAACUUUUUUUUUACUUUUUUUUUCUUAGAUCCUAUUUACUAACAAAUUAACUGUCCCAUCCAGUGGCAUAAUCGGUUUCUGGCAAAUUUCAAAUAUUGUUUCCAUUACAAAACAACUUCUUAGCAUGACCUAGCACCGUUAAUUUCUGUUCAUAUGUAGUCCAACUGAAAAGUAUCAUUAUUGUCCAUCUGAUCACGUUGAUUUGUAAUAAAUUCAAGGAAAUGAGCCGCUCAUUUCCUUGAAGUCGUUACAAAUCAACGUGAUCAGAUGGACAAUAAGUAAAAAGCUUCUUUUUUAGUAUAUCUAAAUUUCCAGCUGAAAGUAAUAGGAUUCAUGGCCCAGUUCUAAAUUUCAAAUUAAAGGACCAGGCACCUUUCAACUUUCAAGCAGGAGGAUGUUCAGUUUUCAAAGAGCAGUUCUAGGUUAUGAAGUAAUUCACCAGAUCACUGAUUCACUUGCCGGAAUCAGUUGUAAUUGUCAUACAUUAUUGUCGAGUAAAAAUAAAUUUAUCCUUUCUAUUCCCUUUAUUGCGUUGAGAGGGUGCCAUGGGUCAAAACAACAGCAAAACGUACAACAAAAUCAGCAUAAUCUUAUUGUUUAUGCCUUUCCUAAGCAUGAUGACCAUCAGAUUGUUACGAAAAAUUAUAAGCAAUAAGUAUGCACUAAGAUUGAUAGAACAUUAUCUCAUUGUUUGUGUGUUAAUUAAGUUUGCUGAAGAGUAAAAAAUAAAACAAAGUCAGAUUUUGUUUUUUCUAUUUUAUUUUGUUAAUUGUCC
Pocillopora meandrina is the source of this 12587-nucleotide messenger RNA. NCBI's taxonomy places the organism in Eukaryota, Metazoa, Cnidaria, Anthozoa, Scleractinia, Pocilloporidae. The record is from the annotation of a GenBank genome assembly.